AUGGAGUACUAUGACGGGAUAGAUAUCCUUUCAGUUCACGGGGGCGGGAGGAGGAGUGGCGACGGAGGCGGCGAUUGGGACAUGGCGACGACACCUGCUCCGUCGCCGGCAAGGCCUGUCGCCGGAACACGCGCAGCCGGUCACGUUAACACCGUUGUCACAGCCCGUCGCCGUCACGAGCCGAGCCACCAUCACCAACCUUCUCCGCCGUCGGAAACGGCCUGUCGCCGCCACAAGCUCAGGCGGUCGCCAGUCGCGUUGACACCAGUGCUACAGCCCGCCGCCGUCACCAUCCCCAAACAACACAGCCCCACACACCAGCCGGAGAUUCAACACAGAACUCGACAAUUGCCGGCCUCCGCCGUCUCCCACCGCAUCUCCGCCGCUGCCGAUGUCUGUCUCAAGGUACGACUGGCAGCAACUCGCCUGAAUACGGAAUCUCGUCGAAAAUCGACAGUUUAA
Messenger RNA from Striga asiatica, 462 nucleotides. The record is from the annotation of a GenBank genome assembly. NCBI's taxonomy places the organism in Eukaryota, Viridiplantae, Streptophyta, Magnoliopsida, Lamiales, Orobanchaceae.